AUGAAUACAAACAGUAACGCUGAUAAUAUUUACUAUGAAGAUGUUCCUCCUGGAACCCUUAAAGAUGAUGAUUUUUUUUGUACUGAUAAAAUUGUACCAAGGAAAAUUAAACCUCAAAACAUUGUCAUGAGACUUAUGGACCGAGAAAUUUAUGGUUCUAGAAAACCUGGAUCUCAUUUUCAUGUAGUGCGUGAGUUUUAUCAAAAUGUUUUUCCUAACUUGACAAUAGUUAAUGUAGAAAAACCACCAUGUUUCUUGAGGAAAUUUAGCCCUGAUGGAAAACAUUUUAUAGCUUUUUCUGCAGACCAAACAUCUCUAGAGAUAUAUGAAUAUAGAGGAGCUGCAGCCGCUGGUGAUCUUGUUGCAGGGUACCCAUCAGAUUUAUUGAAUGCUGAUGCUGAUGCACAUCACAGAAUAAGAACCCAUAUAUUUUAUAGGUUUUUCAAGCCGAAAUUCACAGUAAAUGUAUGCCAACAAAGGUCAGCUUCCAGACAGGAACGCAACUCUGGUCAGCUCCCAUUUAUGGAACAGCAAUUGAACAGAGAAUGUAGCCUUUUCACUGAAGAUGGACGUUAUGUUAUAGUUGGUUCGGCGGCACACAUUCCUGAUGACUUGAGGCCGCACUUUCACCAUAUACAUAGUAAUAAUGAGGCAGUUACUCCAACAAUAAGAUCUGCUUUAGAAGACUAUUCUCUUCAUUUAGUUGACUUGCACCAUGGGAAAUUGUGUGACACAAAACAUUUUAGAACUGAUAAGAUUUACUUAUCACAUAAUCAAGGCAUUUACCUAUAUAAGGAGGUUUUAGCUGUGUUGUCAGUACAACACCAAACAAUACAUUUAUUUCAAAUUGUAGAAGGAAUGUUAAUAGAGAUCAGAAAAAUUGGCAGAUUUUGUUAUGAUGAUGAUCCAUUUAUUGUGAGUUCAGUUUUUUCUCCAAUGAUGAAUGAAAGACCAUUUUAUGAAGAAACAAUUAAUAGCCUCAAGCACAGGCUUCUCGUCUUUCUGUUUAAAAGAGCAAAGUCCAUAAGUGAUGAAUCAAAAGAUCCAUUAGAGUUAAGAAAAUUUUACAAAUAUUUCGACAUGUUCAAAAGUUUAAGAAUGUGGAAAAUGCAGUUAUUAGAUGAAGAUCAUCUUUUUAUAAAAUAUGCAAGUGAAGAGGUAGUGACACUGAGAGUAGCCGAGCCAAACAGUCAGUCUUCAUUUUUCGUCAUAUACAACAUAAGUGAUAGUAAAAUAUUAGAGGUGUAUGAGAAUACAUCAGAGGGUUUACUCCAACUUUUCGAAAAUUAUUGUGAUUGCUUUAGAAAUGCGAGAUUAUGUGCUGAUUCACAAUUUACUUGCUCUCCCUCGAACAACUUAUAUGCUAGAUUGACACAGCAAAGGUUCAAACAGACCAUUGUUAGAGCCAUAUAUGGCGGGCGCACUGAAGCAACUAAACGAAUACUAGCGCAAUUGCCAAUAAGUGCCCAGUCAUAUAGUGGAUCACCAUAUUUAGACCUAGGAUUAUUUAGCUAUGACGACAAAUGGGUCUCGGUUAUGGAAAGACCUAAGGCCUAUGGAGAGUAUCCAAUACGUUUUUACGCACGAGAUUCAGGACUGUUGAAGUUUAAGAUUUACGCAGGCGUCCUCGGUCAGUCGGUGCCGGCGAGCGCGCGACGUCUCGUAGCAUUUACCUUCCACCCUACAGAUCCUUUUGCUAUUAGUGUUCAAAGAACAAAUUCUGAAUAUAUCGUGUAUAAACACGGAACCCUGGCUUGUAAGAAGCAUUUCCUAUCCUUCCACAAUGAUAAUUCAACGUCCACCACUGACAUUUAUUACUUUUACCCAACUUUACGCCAGAGCAGGAUUCUAAAAGAUUCUGCAUAUGUUCAAACAGAAAUCGCUUUAAACAAUCGCUGUAAUGGCAGAAUGUGCCGCGGCCCUUGCUAUUGUCCAUUCAAUAAUAAAUUAGCAGAAAAAGAAACAAAUUAUUCCUGUGAGUGUCGCCAGAGAUUAGUUUCAAGCGUUAGUUUCAUGUCUAUAGAUAAUGAAAGGCAACCUAGGCCUUUGCUAAAAAAUAAGAAAACGUGUACAAGUUGUUCAAAGCAAUAUAAAAAGCAGACAGAACGUCAUAACCAAAUAUGCAAAUGUACUACGGACACAUCAGACAAAUAUGUUACAACAUUUGUGGAUCAAGCAAGCGGUUGUAUGGCAAAGGACGGACGCGAGACACAGACGGUAGAACAAAAAUCAAAACGGAACGACAUUAAAACAGAAAUAUGGCCUGCGAUAAAAAAUAAGUAUAGAUCUAAAUAUAAUACUUCAUCUUGCGAUGAAUACGAUAACACCGGGUGCUCCGGUACAUGCGAAUGCACAAGUACCAGCGAAAGUGAUUGU
Brenthis ino (lesser marbled fritillary) is the source of this 2376-nucleotide messenger RNA. NCBI's taxonomy places the organism in Eukaryota, Metazoa, Arthropoda, Insecta, Lepidoptera, Nymphalidae. The record is from the annotation of a GenBank genome assembly.